Messenger RNA from Xenopus laevis (African clawed frog), 1054 nucleotides. Its product is annotated as speedy protein 1-A-like. The record is from RefSeq and is a predicted model, not a curated record. NCBI's taxonomy places the organism in Eukaryota, Metazoa, Chordata, Amphibia, Anura, Pipidae. The transcript has 8 exons. Bases 192 to 902 code for a protein of 236 amino acids.
UACCUCAUAGAUUCGCACAUACCUUACCCCUAAACACAUUCCUGUACUUUCUGACACUUAUUAGCCCACACAGCAUCAUCCCUACACAUUAACACACCCAUCACUCAUUCCCCUGCACACCCAACAGUUUUGUUUUGCAGGUUUUUUUCUUCUAGGUUUUCAGUCCUUACAGAUUUGCUACUGAUUGGACAAUGUCUAGCAGGCAAGAGAAGAUAAGGACAUACACCGAGGCUUUGUCAUCUGACCUCGAAGUGCCGGUGAAAAAAAGAUGCAUCACGGAGGCCACUGAAAAUACUGCCAGGUCUGAAACAGCUGCAGCUGCCAACACCGGCUUUUACCAACUCCUGGAACAUCAUCAAAUUGGAAAAGGCCUGGCAAUAGACUCCUGCAGGAAACUUACUGAUAAGUACCUUCUGGCUAUGGUGAAAGUUUAUUUCCAGCGUGCCAAGCUCCAGGAAGAAGAGUACACCACCUUGAACUUCUUUGCAGCCCUGUUUCUGGCCAAUGAAAUGGAAGAAGAAACAAUCUUCCAUGACCUGAUUUACCCCUUGGGCCUCGGGGUUGAGUAUCAGGUUAAAUGGCAGGAGCUGAGGAGCAAAAAACUGGAGUUGUGGGUGAGGAUGGGCUUCAAAGCAUGGGUGAGCAGAUCAUCCUGUGAGGAGGCAAUGGAAGAUAACCCAACACACUGGGCAUGGAGGCGUGAAAGGCACCACAACCAUGGUUUGGCCAUCAGGUUCCACGCAAGACAGAGGGACUACUUAUACUUCAGUCUCCCUUAUAUCAGCCCAGCUGUCUGCUCCCAGUGUGCGCCCAAGCCCCCAACUCCAGAGAAAGUCCGGCCAGACAAGGAGCUGCCAUUCAAGAUGAGGAUGAAGAGAAUGUGGAAGAAAGACAACCCAUAAGUUCCACCCUCAUCCUUUUAUUUAGUACAACAUCUAUAUUUUGUCAUUUUAUUAUAGAGUUUAGGUAACUUAUUGCCAUUUUAAUAUUAUUAUAGCUUAAUAUAUUUUAGUACAGUUAUGGGAUCCAUAAUCUGGAAACCUGUUAUCUAGAA